Molecule: messenger RNA, 2032 nt
Organism: Lolium rigidum
Lineage: Eukaryota; Viridiplantae; Streptophyta; Magnoliopsida; Poales; Poaceae
Product: protein IQ-DOMAIN 3-like
Exons: 6
Coding region: 212-1717 (501 amino acids)
Molecular function (GO): protein binding
Source: RefSeq, a predicted model, not a curated record
AGUUUGUAGAAAAGUCUGGGCUACUUCCCAUUCCCCCUCUGCCGUCCUUCUCCUUCCUUUCCCAAUUUUUUCCGCCCCUUUCCGCCUACUAGAAUGCUGCUGCCUCCGGUCUGGGUCUCGGUCUCGGGUUGAUCUGACCCGCAGAGGGUGGCGUCCGAGGCCGCCUUCAGUGAGGUGAGGAAGGUGAAGGCGCAGAAAAGGAGUACCAAGUAUGGGCAAGAAAGGGAAGUGGUUCAGUGCUGUCAGGAGAGUCUUCAGCUCCUCUGAUCCGGAGGGGAAGGAAGCCAAGACUGAGAAGGUCGACAAGCCGAAAUCCAGGAAGAAAUGGCCAUUUGGCAGCAAGUCUAAGCACUUCGAUCCACCGACCUUGCCAGUGUCAGAGGUCGCCCCAGUAGCUCCGUCGCCGCUGCCGCUGCCACUUCCGCCUACGCAGCCUCCUCAGCCGCAAUCCGAGGAGAUCAAGGAUAUCAAGCCAGUCGAAACGGAGAGUGAACAAAACAAGCAUGCCUACUCUGUUGCCCUUGCCUCCGCUGUCGCUGCGGAAGCUGCUGCUGUCGCCGCCCAGGCUGCUGCUGAGGUCGUCCGCCUCACAGCUGUCCCUACAGCCACAUCAAAAACGCAUGUUUGCUCAAAGGAAGAAGUCGCUGCUGUCAAGAUUCAGACUGCCUUCAGGGGUUAUCUGGCAAGGAGAGCACUGCGGGCACUAAGAGGACUAGUUAGGCUAAAGUCGCUAGUUGAUGGAAAUGCUGUCAAACGCCAAACAGCCCACACCUUGCAUUGCACACAAACAAUGACAAGAGUUCAAACCCAAAUCUACUCUAGAAGGGUGAAGAUGGAGGAGGAAAAACAGGCUCUUCAAAGACAGCUCCAGUUGAAGCACCAAAGGGAACUCGAGAAAAUGAAGAUGGAUGAAGACUGGGAUCAUAGCCAUCAAUCGAAAGAACAAAUCGAGGCCAGCUUAAUGAUGAAACAGGAAGCUGCACUAAGACGAGAAAGAGGACUUGCAUAUGCAUUUUCUCAUCAGUGGAAGAAUUCUGGCCGAACUGUAACACCAACAUUCACAGACCAAGGGAAUCCUAAUUGGGGCUGGAGCUGGAUGGAACGCUGGAUGUCAGCAAGGCCGUGCGAUAACCAAGUGGUGUCAAACAAGGAUCUUAAAGACUCUGCUCUUACGAAAAAUCUCAGCACUAGCGCCGCUCGAACCUUUGUACCCCGUGCUCUCUCAAUCCAGAGACCGGCAACACCAAGCAAGUCAAGCCGUCCACCGAGCCGGCAAUCACCAUCAACACCCCCAUCAAAGGACCCCUGGUCUGCAGGAAAGUUCAGACCAUCAAGUCCAAGGGAUAGCUGGCUCUACAGGGAUGAUGACCUGAGGAGCAUCACAAGCAUACGCUCCGAGCGCCCAAGGAGGCUGAGCACAGGUGGAGCCUCGGUCCAGGAUGAUGCAAGCCUAACAAGCACGCCUGCUCUCCCCAGCUACAUGCAGUCCACAAAGUCCGCAAGGGCAAAGUCCCGGUACCACAUGGUAUUCGCCGACAAGUUUGAGGUACCUCAAAGAGCAUCUCUGGUCCAGUCGUCAAUAAAGAAGCGCCUAUCCUUCCCAGUGACAGACAAACCAAAUGUUGCUACUGCUGAUAAGCCGAUGGAAAGAGAGAGGCGUCAUUCAGAACCUCCGAAGGUGGAUCCUGCCUCCCUGAAAGACGUCCAUGUUCCCUGAUAUGAUCGAAGGAACUUCUAUGAUCAAAUGACACCAGGCGCAUCGCUUAUGACUGUUUGAUCGUCUUGUUUUUCGUUUUGGUAUUUUCUAGUUUAGAUUGUUUUCUCUUAAGGUUGAGCCCUCUAUGAAAUGUAUGUUGUGUUUGGGUUAUAAUUUGAGACGACUCUUGACUGUUAACAGACAGAGGUUUUUCUCUGUGGAUUGCUUAUUUGCGUGUGUGAUGUUGGUGAGGAGUAAAAGAGGAGGGAUGAAGUGCGUGCGUGGCUUUCAGUGUACAUUAUGAUGCUUGAAAUGUAAGUUGUUGAAUUUUCCUGA